AGGAACAGCUGGAGUGUAAAGGCUCAGGAACAGCUGGAGUAUAAAGGCUCAGGAACAGCUGGAGUAUAAAGCUACAGGGAUUUAAACAAUAAUAAUAAUAUGACUUUUUUACUAAAGGUCAUUUGAAGGUAAUGUUUGCUGUGCGUAAUCAUGGAGGAAGAGUCGGACACCAGAGAAAUCCUGUCUGCAGACGCGUUAAGUCCUCUGGAAGAACAGGAGGAGGUGGUGGAGGUGGUGGAGGGAAGUCGCUCCAGAUGUUCGCCGCCGUUCGCGUGUCCGUUUUCGGUCACUGUCGAACCGGUGCUCUUCCUUUCCACGUUCUCGUUGGCACUCCAGAUGCCUCUUUACACGCAGUACCUCUGGGACCGCAUUAGCGAGGACGUGGGCUAUAACGGCACGAAAGGAGGUGGAGGAUGUGGCAAUUCUUCUGCUGAACACGACCCGCUCCAGAAGGAGGUGGAAGCUCUAACGGCACACUGGAACUUGUACAUCAAUCUGGGAGGUUUUUUUGUGAGCCUCUUCGUUGUGAUCCUGAUCGGCUCGUGGAGUGACCGAGCAGGACGGCGUCUUGUCUUGAUUCUUCCCAGUUUAGGCCUGGCUGUCCAGGCUACUGUCUACCUGACCGUCAUGUACCUGAAAUUGCCUGUGGCCUGGUUCCUGUUGGGACGAAUCUGCAGUGGCCUGUCUGGUGAUUUCAAUGCCAUUCUGGCUGGCUGCUUCGCUUAUGUGGCUGACAUCAGUGACAAGCGUUCUCGCACGUUUCGUGUGGCAAUACUGGAGGCAUGUCUGGGGCUCGCUGGCAUGUUUGCAAGCAUAAUUGGGGGGAAAUGGCGACAUGUGCAAGGGUACAUCAACCCUUUCUGGCUUGUACUGGCAACAAACCUGGCCACAGCCCUCUACGCUUACCUCUUUGUACCCGAGUCAGUGACUCCUGACCCUGGAGCAAGGCUCUUCUCCACCCCUCACCUCAGAGCUGUCUAUAAACUGUAUUCAUCUGGAGGACAGAGAGGACACCGGAUCAAACUCUGGCUCUAUACCCUUUGCUUCUUCCUGGUGAUCACUGUGCAUUUCGGUUCACGUGACCUGUACGUGCUCUAUGAGCUGAGCACACCUCUGUGCUGGGACUCAGAGCUAAUUGGGUAUGGCUCAGCCACUUAUCACAUGGCAUACCUGACCAGCCUGCUAAGCCUGAAGGUUUUACAACACUGUCUCGAUGACUCCUGUGUGGCUAUUCUUGGCCUGGUGUCAAACAUAACUGGCUUGGUGGUGUUUUCAUUUGCGAAUACGACAGGUCUCAUGUUUACAGGAUACAGCCUGUGUUUUCUCUUUAUGGCCACCACCCCAGUCCUGAGAUCCAAACUGUCCAAACUAGUGGACCCCUCAGAGCAAGGUGCUCUCUUUGCCUCAGUGGCUUGUGUAGAGGGUCUGAGCUCACUGGUGGGCAGCGGAGUCUUUAACUCGCUCUACCCCGUGACCUUACACAUGAUGAAGGGCUUUCCUUUCCUCUUCGGAGCUAUACUCCUUCUUUUUCCUGCUGGAAUAAUCGGGGCUUUGUGGUGCAGAGAGAAGACUAUGAACAAUGGAGAAACUGCAGUUAACUGAUACUGGCUUUCAAAAAUCCUUGACAUUGAGAAGAAGAGCCAAAAGACAAGAAGCAGCCAGUGGUCUGGUUCUGUUGACUAUGUACUGUUGUUUAAUCUGAAUCAUUAAUAGCUAUUUUGACUGCAUAAACAAACCUAAACGUUUAA
Tachysurus fulvidraco (yellow catfish) is the source of this 1748-nucleotide messenger RNA. RefSeq names its product solute carrier family 46 member 1 (gene slc46a1). The transcript has 6 exons. The coding region runs from base 151 to 1602 and encodes 483 amino acids. Gene Ontology annotation, biological process: transmembrane transport. Gene Ontology annotation, molecular function: transmembrane transporter activity. Gene Ontology annotation, cellular component: plasma membrane. The record is from RefSeq and is a predicted model, not a curated record. Lineage: Eukaryota; Metazoa; Chordata; Actinopteri; Siluriformes; Bagridae.